Molecule: messenger RNA, 243 nt
Organism: Rotaria sp. Silwood2
Lineage: Eukaryota; Metazoa; Rotifera; Eurotatoria; Philodinida; Philodinidae
Source: the annotation of a GenBank genome assembly
AUGUUUAAUUCAAAAACAGAUAUAAAACGAAAAAAGAAGUGGGCGAUAGAAAAACUUAAAACUGGUGAAUUUAUAGCUACAGUAGAACCGCUGUCAUCAUCUCAUGGUUCAUUUUGGGAACAUUUAUUACGUAUUAAACGUUUAAAUAAUGAAUAUCCACCGUUUGUAAAAUGUCGAUUGUGCUAUGAGAUAUUAUCAUAUUCCAUAUCAAAUGGAACUUCUACUAGUAGCUAUCAUUUUUGA